AUGGCUACUGCUCAAGCUCUAACAGAGGAGUGCGGAGUUUAUGUAAAAAAUAAUUUAAGACAGGCAAUCAGGUACUAUGAAAACGGAGAAAGAGGAAGUCAUCCUAAGCCUAAUCAAACGAUAACGAGGCCAGUUCUUAAUUCUUUGGCAGAAAAACAUUUACAAGAAUGUUAUGGAGAUUUAGAUAAAAUCAAGAAUCUGGGAUUAAUAGGUAGAGUUAAUUUACCCGAUUUGAAAGAAGAAAAGAGGGUAGGGAUUAUAAAGGAGUUAACCGUUAUAGGGGGGAAGGUUGGCGAAAGUAAUUCGCAAGAAAGGAUUUCUGCUGGUAAUGUUUUGGAAGAAUUGGUUUUUUUGGCUCCAUGCACCACCUCUAUUUGUUCGCAUAAUUUCAUGGAACUUUUUAGAGUACAUAAAAAGCCUGACAGUUUUUAUUUUCCUUGUGGAAAGGGUAAAAAAAAUAAUGCUUAUGAAAGAAUAAUAGUUGGAUUUUUUAUUUGGAGAAUAUUACAAAGAGAAAAAGAGUGA
Molecule: messenger RNA, 525 nt
Organism: Entrophospora candida
Lineage: Eukaryota; Fungi; Glomeromycota; Glomeromycetes; Entrophosporales; Entrophosporaceae
Source: the annotation of a GenBank genome assembly